AUGUUACUCUUCUGCCCCCAUUGCGCAAACAUCCUCACCGUCUCCCUCACAAGCACACGAACCAACCGCCUCGAGUGCCGCACCUGCCCCUUCGAGCACCACAUCACCGAGCCCGUCUUCUCGCGACGAAUGUACGAGCGGGUCGAGAGGGAAGAUGUCUUUGGAGGUCCAGGCGCCUGGGACAAUGCGCAGAAGGGCCAGGUCCAAUGCCCCAAUGACGGAUGCGAUGGCGACGAGGCCGCGUUCUUCCAGGUCCAGAUCCGCAGUGCCGAUGAACCUAUGACAAGCUUCUACAAGUGCAUGACCUGCGGUCACCGAUGGAGAGAAAACUGA
This is a messenger RNA of Fusarium sp. VM40, 333 nucleotides long. The record is from the annotation of a GenBank genome assembly. NCBI's taxonomy places the organism in Eukaryota, Fungi, Ascomycota, Sordariomycetes, Hypocreales, Nectriaceae.